Molecule: messenger RNA, 699 nt
Organism: Owenia fusiformis
Lineage: Eukaryota; Metazoa; Annelida; Polychaeta; Sabellida; Oweniidae
Source: the annotation of a GenBank genome assembly
GGGAACUCUGGGACGAGGCUACGCCGCCAUAUUGACCUUGACAGAAGUCCCGUUUUAAAUUCUUCACAAAUAUUUUUACAAUGUUUCGUUCGAUUGCUCAAAGGUUAGGCGCUACUGCUACAACAGUCGUUAGGUCAAAUAUACAAAGAACUACCCCAGUUGUCUGCACAGUUAGACAUGGGCAUGGCAAGAAGGAAACUGACGAAGAGGUAGACGCAAGAUACGAGGCUCUCUUCAAUAACCCAGAACUUGAUGGCUGGAUGUUCAGAAAAGCUUGUAAUGAUUUGCAGGGCAUGGAUAUGGUACCUGAGCCUAGAAUUAUAGUAUCUGCAUUGAAAGCCGCCAGACGUUUAAAUGAUUAUUCCCUUACCACAAGAUAUCUUGAGGCUGUCAAAGCAAAGUGUGGCAACCGUCUUGAUGUUAUCUGGCCCUACAUUCUGCAAGAGAUCAGACCUACCCUCGAUGAGCUUGGCAUCUCAACACCAGAGGAGCUAGGGUUCGACAAACCUGAGCUAGCUGUAGAAGAUGUACAAGAUAUCCAUUAACUAAUUAAUAAAAUCUUAGUCAAUUGAAGCUGUAUAUCUAGGAAAAAAACAAUAUAUAAACAGUUAAGAUUUGGUGACAAAUCAGUUUUUAACUGAACAUAAACAACUAUGAAGGAUGUGUUAAAAAUAUUAAUUCUAUUUAUUGAAGACUGGA